Messenger RNA from Urocitellus parryii (Arctic ground squirrel), 4535 nucleotides. RefSeq names its product nucleoporin 153 (gene Nup153). Gene Ontology annotation, molecular function: structural constituent of nuclear pore. Gene Ontology annotation, cellular component: nuclear pore. NCBI's taxonomy places the organism in Eukaryota, Metazoa, Chordata, Mammalia, Rodentia, Sciuridae. Gene Ontology annotation, biological process: protein import into nucleus; RNA export from nucleus. The record is from RefSeq and is a predicted model, not a curated record.
GCCGCCGAGGCUCCGCCAUGGCCUCGGGAGCCGGAGGAGUAGGAGGGGGCGGUGGCGGCAAGAUCCGGAUGCGGCGCUGCCACCAGAGGCCCAUCAAGCCUUACCAGCCGGGGCGACCGCAGCACCAGGGCAUUCUUAGCAGGGUUACAGAAUCUGUUAAGAAUAUUGUGCCAGGGUGGCUACAAAGAUAUUUCAACAAGAAUGAAGAUGCAUGUAGCUGCUCAACAGACACAAGUGAGGUUCCACACUGGCCAGAAAAUAGAGAUGAUGAUCAUGUGAUWUAUGGCCAUGAGGAGAGCUCUAAUAUUAAUGAUGGAAGAAUCACCCCUGAGCCAGCUGUCAGUAAUACAGAAGAACCUUCAACAACAAGUACUGCUUCCAAUUAUCCAGAUGUAUUGACAAGGCCUUCUCUUCACCGGAGUCAUCUGAACUUCUCCAUGUUGGAAUCUCCAGCGUUGCACUGUCAGCCAUCUACAUCUUCGGCAUUCCCAAUUGGCAGUUCUGGAUUUUCCCUUGUAAAAGAAAUAAAAGAUUCUACCUCUCAGCAUGAUGAUGACAACAUCUCAACUACCAGUGGUUUUUCUUCAAGAGCCUCUGAUAAAGAUAUAGCUGUUUCAAAGAAYACUUCAUUGCCACCUCUGUGGUCCCCAGAGGCUGAACAUUCUCAUUCACUCUCUCAACAUACUGCCACCAGCUCAAAAAAACCAGCAUUUAACUUAUCUGCCUUUGGAACACUUUCCUCUUCACUUGGGAAUUCUUCAAAUCUUAAAACAAGUCAGCUUGGAGAUUCUCCUUUUUAUCCUGGAAAAACAACAUAUGGUGGGGCAGCUGCUGCAAGACAGUCUAAGCUACGAAAUACACCUUAUCAGGCACCAGUCAGAAGACAGAUGAAAGCUAAGCAACUUAAUGCACAAUCUUACGGUGUGACUAGUUCAACAGCUCGGCGAAUAUUGCAGUCUUUAGAGAAGAUGUCAAGUCCUCUAGCGGAUGCGAAAAGAAUUCCAUCAGUUGUUUCUUCUCCUCUAAACUCUCCUCUUGAUAGGAGCGGGAUAGAUAUCACAGAUUUUCAGGCCAAAAGAGAAAAGGUGGAUGCUCAAUAUCCCCCUGUUCAGAGACUUAUGACCCCAAAGCCAGUUUCCAUUGCAGCAAAUCGAACUGUUUAUUUUAAACCAUCUCUGACCCCAUCUGGUGAAUUAAGAAAGGUUAAUCAAAGAAUUGAUAAAAAGGACAGUACUGGAUAUGAAAAAAAUAUGACACCAAGACAAAGUAGAGAACAAGAAAGUGGCUUUUCAUAUCCAAAUUUCAGUAUUCCUGCAGCCAAUGGUUUAUCUUCUGGAGUAGGUGGUGGAGGUGGCAAGAUGAGACGAGAGAGAACACGCUUUGUUGCUUCUAAACGUUCAGAGGAGGAGGAAAUGGAAGUACCAGUAUUACCGAAAAUACCCCUACCAAUCACCGGUUCUUCACUGCCUACCUUCAAUUUUAGUUCUCCAGCAAUCACAACUUCCUCUCUGUCACCCAUCGGUCCUUCUCAGUCGUUAACAAACAAGGUACAAAUGACAUCUCCGAGCAGCCCUGGAAGUCCCAUGUUUAGAUUUUCAUCUCCAAUUGUAAAAUCUACUGAGGCAGAUGUACUACCUCCAUCCUCUAUUGGAUUUACAUUUAGUGUGCCUGUUGCAAAAACAGAAUUUUCCUCCACUAGUACUUCAGAACGAAGUAUAAGUAGUUCUGCUCAAGAUAUCACUGUGGUGAACAGCACAAGCUAUAAGAAGCGAGAUGAAGAUUGUGAGGGCCUUUUUAGACCUGUAAAAAUCCUGAAAGAAGGAAGUGUUCUAGAUGUUCUGAAAAGCCCUGGUUUCACAUCGCCAAAGGUAGAUCCUCUUGCUGCUCAGUCUACCGCAACAAGCCCAGUAGUUUAUACAAGACCAGCAAUAAGUACAUUUUCUUUGAGUGGAAUUGGGUUUGGGGAGAAUUUAAAGGGUGGAUCAUCAUGGCAGUGUGAUACAUGUCUACUCCAGAACAAAGUUACAGACAACAAGUGCAUAGCCUGUCAAGCAGCAAAAUUGCCAUCAAGGGAAACUGCCAAACAACCUGGAAGUGGGACACCAACCAAAAGUGGCAAAGCAACUCUUUCUGCGUCGGCUACAGGCUUUGGAGACAAAUUUAAACCAGGAACUUGGGAUUGUGACACCUGUUUAGUGCAAAAUAAACCGGAAGCAAUGAAAUGUGUAGCCUGUGAAACACCGAAACCUGGCACUGGUGUGAAGCGAGUGCUCACAUUGACAGUGGUUUCAGAAAGUGCUGGGACCAUGGCUGCGUCAUCUUCCAGCUGUACUGUGGCAUCUGGUUCUUUAGGAUUUGGAGAUAAAUUCAAAAAGCCUGUGGGGUCUUGGGAGUGUCCAGUUUGCUGUGUUUCUAACAAUGCAGAAGACAACAAAUGUGUGUCCUGUACUUCUGAGAAACCAGGAAGUUCAAUACCUGCUUCAAGUAGCAGCACUGUGUCUGUCUCUCUGUCUUCUGGAGGCUGCCUAGGAUUGGACAAGUUCAAAAAACCUGAGGGAAGCUGGGACUGUGAAGUGUGCCUAGUCCAGAAUAAAGCCGACUCUAGCAAGUGUGUUGCAUGUGAAAGUGCAAAACCAGGCACGAAAGCUGAGUUUAAAGGCUUUGGCACAUCAUCUUCGUCUUUGAAUCCAUCAACUACGUCCUUCAAAUUUGGUAUCCCAUCAUCUUCUGGGCCUUGUGUAUCAUCUGACUCUGGAUCUAUAAACCCCAUCAGUGAAGGCUUUAAAUUUUCUAAACCUACUGGAGAUUUUAAAUUUGGAGUUUCAUCAGAUUCUAAACCUGAAGAAGUUAAAAAAGACAGUAAGAAUGAUAAUUUUAAAUUUGGACUUUCUUCUGGUUCAAGCAACCCAGCUUCAUCAGCUUCAUUUCAGUUUGGAGUGUCUAAUCUUGGGCAGCAAGAAAAGAAAGAGGAACUGCCUAAAUCUUCACCUGCAGGCUUCAGCUUUGGUACGGGUGUUAUUAACCCUACCCCUGCUGCUACUGAAACUGUGGUGACCUCUGAGAAUAAGAGCAGCUUCAGUUUUGGAACCAUAGAAACCAAGAGUGUCUCAGUGGCUCCUUUCACUUGUAAAAUGACAGAAGCUAAAAAGGAAGAAAUGCCUACAACCAAGGGAGGGUUCACUUUUGGCAACAUGGAACCUUCCUCUCUGCCUUCUGCCUCCAUGUUUGUUUUGGGAAGGACAGAAGAGAAGCAACAAGAGCCCGUCACUUCUACUUCUCUGGUUUUUGGGAAGAAAGCUGACAAUGAAGAGCCGAAGUGUCAACCAGUGUUUUCCUUUGGGAAUUCAGAGCAAACCAAAGAUGAGAGUUCUUCAAAGUCAACAUUUAGUUUCAGUAUGACAAAACCAUCUGAGAAGGAAUCUGAUCAACCAGCAAAGUCUACAUUUGCUUUUGGAGCUCAAACCAAUACUACAGUUGAUCAAGGAGCAGCAAAGCCAGUUUUUAGUUUCUUGAACAAUAAUUCCUCUGGUUCAAGUACACCAGCAACUUCAGCUGGUGGUGGCAUAUUUGGUAGUUCCACUUCUUCCUCCAAUCCACCUGUGGCUGCCUUUGUGUUUGGACAGGUCAGCAAUCCUGUGAGCAGCUCUGCUUUUGGUAACUGUGCUGAAUCCAGUACAUCUCAGUCUUUGCUGUUUUCUCAGGAUAGUAAACCAGCAACCACAUCCAGCACAGCUACAGUGGUUACCCCAUUUGUCUUUGGGCCGGGAGCCAGCAGUAAUAGUACUGCAACCUCUGGUUUCAGCUUUGGAGCUACAACCACUACAGGGUCCUCCUUUGUAUUUGGCACUGGGCCUCCAGCACCAUCUGCCACUCCAGCAUUUGGUGCUAACCAGACCCCAACAUUUGGACAGAGUCAAGGUGCCAGCCAGCCCAAUCCCCCAAGCUUUGGAUCUAUAUCAUCUUCAACAACAUUGUUUUCUGCUGGGUCUCAGCCUGCACCACCUACUUUUGGAACAGUGUCAAGUAGCAGCCAGCCUCCUGUGUUUGGACAACAGCCUAGUCAGUCAGCAUUUGGCUCUGGAGCAGCUCCUAAUCCCAGUUCCGGUUUCCAAUUUGGCAGCAGCACUACAAAUUUCAAUUUCACAAACAACAACCCAUCAGGAGUGUUCACAUUUGGUGCAAAUCCUAGCACGCCUGCAGCCUCUGCCCAGCCUUCAGGCUCAGGGGGCUUUCCAUUCAACCAGCCUACAGCAGCUUUCACAGUGGGGUCAAAUGGGAAAAAUAUGUUCUCCUCUUCUGGAACUUCAGUUCCUGCUCGCAAAAUAAAGACUGCUGUUAGGCGAAAGAAAUAAAGGUCAAAGUGGUGUUGCACACACAGUUUUAACGACAKCUGGUGCCCUUAUUUCAGAUACUGGAUUGUACUCCAAACUGGGCUCGUCUGAAGUCACAUCUGCCUAAGGACUUCUUUAAUUUUGGAAUUUUCCUCCUUUUUCUUUACGGAAGCUCCACUCCCACCUCUCCCAAUCCCCACCCCC